UUAAACCAAAGAUGAAUAUUAAUGCCUUAAGGGACCUUAUUAGAGACUAUACACAAGCUUUUGAUCAGAUGGACAUUAACAAGAGGCUCUUGGACAGCAAGAUCACCAAGAAAUCUCUCGAGGAUCUGCUCCACCAUAAAGACACAGCUAAGAGCAUGGCAACGUAUGGAGUGAACAAGAUAUUUCAGCCUGAGAAGGUGUCUAAUAUUGCAUUUGAUCUGAACAAAUUUGAGAAGCUGAUCCUUGCUUGCUCAAUUGUUUAUAUCAUGUUCUGGUUCCUGUUAGAUUACAACAUAAUCUAUGCGCUUCACAACAUAGCUAUUGUAGCCUUCUUACUCGGGACUAAGAAGUUAGGAAUGCAUCUUGACAGAAAGGCAGAGUCCAUCUCUGAAAAGACAGAGGAAAACAAACCAAGUCUUGACUAUAUUGUCAAGAGAGAAGGCAGAAGAGUCAAAAUUGAAGAGACCGAUAUUGUAGUUGGAGAUCUCAUAUAUCUCAAAGCAGGAAUUCGAAUUCCUGUAGAUGGAUUCAUGGUCACAGGUAAUAGUUUGAUAGUUAACGAGUUCGCUAUCUCUGGAGAGCCACAGAACCAUGUGAAGAAGAGUAUUGAAAACUGCAAAGGAGAUGCAACUUGUCCAGUCCUCCUUUCCCAUACACAUGUGGUUAAUGGGUGUGGCUGGAUGAUAGCUAUUUCUAUUGGAGAUAAAACCACUGGAUAUGCAAAACAGUGAGUUGAGGCUCAUCAAAGCUUUAAGGAAGACUUUUUCGAAACAAUUUCCAGAACAAAGAUAGAGUUCCUCUACAUUGGUUACAGCAAAGUGUUUAGAAAUGUUUUGAUCCUGACUGGGUUGAUGAUACCAAUCCUUUGUGUUGCUUUUCUGUACCGAACAGAGGGAGCACACUCCAUUGUCGUACACUGCUCUAGAUAUUUCUUCCAGGCAAUAAUGAUUGUUUACUUCAGUCAGCAAUUUCUAGUCGAGAAAGCUUAUGAUAAGUACUUCAAAUAUUGCUGCUAUGAACUUUCCAACAUUGGAAUUUAUCUGAAUAAACCGGAGUGUUUUGAAGAAGUGCAAAAGAUUAAAAGAAUUGUUGUGAACAGACAAUGACUCGGCUGCAAUGAAUACAUCCUACAAAAGCUAUGGCUAGGGAAUGAGAUCGCUGAGUUUGAGCAAAACUUUGAUGACCUUGAAAUCACCAAACCUCUGCAGGCAGAUGAGGAGACAGUUGAGAUACUGACUCAAGCUUUGCUAGGAAAUAUCGACGAGGUAAUUCCCAACAAGAUUGAUAGAUCCUUUGUGAGAUUCUUGGUUUCUAUUGUUGGGAUAACUGAAGAAGAACUUUCUGACCAAAUUGCAAAUCAUUAUAAGCAAUCAAACUUUAGAUCCUUCCCUAACUCUGAGAAUAAGAGAAUGAUGACCUUGAUCGACCAACCUUCUGGUGAUAAGAAGUUACUGAUCAAAGGUUCAUUCGAGGAUCUUUAUAGGCAAUGCACCUACUAUGUGGAUGACGAAGGGAAUUCUAAAAAGAUUGAUAAUGAUGCAAGAGACAGGAUCAAAAAUUCUAUCAUUGAUGCAUCGUCAGAGAGUACUAUAGCUAUUUGAAUCUGCACAAAGGAUAUAUCUAGAGAUGACUUGAACCCUCAAAAGGAUAACCAUGAUAGUGGAGGCCCGUCAGAAGAAGAAUUUGAAGAAUUCUUGAAUGAUCAGGCUGACUUGACCUUGGUCUCAGUAGCUUUAUUCAAAAAUCCAGUGAAUAUCUGGAUUCCAUCUUGUAUUAGUAAGAUUCACAAGACAAAAGUGAAAACUCUCCUAGUCAGUAGCUCGGCCACUGCUAGCUAUUAUGCUAAUGAGUGUGGAAUCAUUUCUGAAGGACAUGAGAACGAGGAGAUUGAAGCAAAGGAUUUUUAUGAGAAAGCUCAGAACAACAGGUUUUGGCUGGAACACCAUCUGAAUCAUAUAAAGGUUUUAUCAAAUGCAAAUGCUAUCCACAAGCACUAUCUAACCGAGUGCUUGCUGAAUUUUAAUGAAGAUACUAUCAUGGUCUCUAAUAAGCCAUGCGACUUAAAGUCUAUCAGGAGAGCCCAAAUUGGUAUCUCAAGUUUAGAAAUCGACAACUCUAUGCUAUUUGAUGAUUCUUCCAUUGUACUUUCAAAGAGAGGGUUUCUGGAGGUCCAUAAUCUGUUCAAGUACGCUACAUAUAUGGAAGAAUGAACUAAGGAAUCAUACAUUUACUGAAUAGGAUCGAUACUGAGCAUGACUAUUCUGAGUCUAGUAUUUGCAAUAUGUAAAGGAGAUACUCUAUUCGAACCAGUCCAUUACAUGAUUUUACUAGCGCUAGAGAUCGGAAUUUCAGAGUUCCUAUUUACAACUAUUGUCGAAUCUGAAGAAAUAGCAAAUGAGCAGAUUGAUAGCGAGGAUCUGAUUAAGGGAUACUCUUUAGAUGAAAAGUCAAGGAAGACUAUGAUGUACCACAUCUUUUAUACAGUUCUUGUCCCAAUAGCUGUUUUGGUAUUUAACAUACUUUCUAAGGGCGAAUCUUAUUAUAUUGAUAAGCAAGUGAUAGAUUCAAGAUUGCAGAAUGGAAUUCCAGAGUUAAAUAGUUUCAUAUUCAUUUUCAUAUUGAUCUCAAGACUUUGCUGCUUAUUGAACUUCAGAUGCAAAAGUGUACAAUCAUGGCUAGCUGUGAUACAGAGAAAAGAAUUUUUAGUGAUCUUCUUCUCAAUCCUACUGGUAAUCUUCUCCCCCUAUUUCAGUAUCUAUGCAGGAUAUUUCUUACAAGUUGCUCCAAUCAGCUUGUUUAUGCUAUUGAUUGCAGUAGCACUUGGUUUUGGUACACUUUCCCUCAGACUGCUUACUACCGGACUUAGGGUACUUAAGGACAGCAAAGGUUUUAAGCUUGAGAGCACUAGAGAAAUGCAGAGGCUUGACUUUACUAAUGACUUCGAUUAAUUGUGGACUAUUCAACAGGGAA
Molecule: messenger RNA, 2970 nt
Organism: Moneuplotes crassus
Lineage: Eukaryota; Ciliophora; Spirotrichea; Euplotida; Euplotidae
Source: the annotation of a GenBank genome assembly